AUGGAGAUCACCGAUUAUGUCUUCAAGGAGCGGGAGGAGGUGCUCCUGGUCGGUGACUACAAUGCCUACCGGGCGCAUGCCACUCGCAGACUGCACAAACUUCGCAAGAAGCUGGGCCAGACAACCCCCAAAGGCCGCAAGUACACUGCGAAGGCGCCGGUGACUUCUGAAAAUGUGGCAACAAGCGUAUCGUUCGUCCACCUAUUGCUACUCGCUUCCGAACGAGCGUGGGCGCAAGCCAUGCACAUGAAAUCGACACAUUCCGCCGAUCCAUCCGCCAAAGGUAUCUCCGGGGCUGCUCGCCGCCAUAUCAUUUCUCGCUUGAACAAAGCGACCGGAUACGCACACCAUCUGGUUUCGCUGCUGCAUGAACAGUCGACCUCUGGAGCGAGCGAUAUCGAUAUCCUCGAAGCACGGGCCUAUCUGGCUACAAUCUCGGGCGCGCUCUGGCUGGAAAAGCGCAAGUGGGAGCAAUGUCUCCAUGACUAUGCCAUCGCACGAGUGAUCUAUACGGCUCUGGGCCAGAGGGUUAAGAAAGAUGCCUUCCGAGACCUUCUUACUGGAACUGUCGACCCCAGCAUGCGCUAUGCCGCCUAUCAGAUGAAGCUUCCUCGCUCCAAGCCGACUUCAUCUUUGGCAAUUGAAUAUUUCCCAUCGGAUUCGGAAAUCCGAUCGGAAGUGGAGAAGAUUGACCCAUCCUGUCUCGCGGAGGAGGCGGCGGGCACGCGGAGAACUGCGGAGGGCGAAGUGCAAAAGUUGCCGGAGUCAGUGACAUGGAGAUCUCGGACUGUUGCGCUGGAGGAUGCUUCUAUUUCUCAGGCUUUGGCUGCAGCCUCGGCCGCAGAGACUGGUCUCGCUGCUUGGCUGGCUGGUGAAGGAAAAUCGGCCGCCGCAAAGGUUCAGGCUGCUGCGUACGACAAUGUCAUCAUUUCCAGUCAAGAUGCUGUCGAUGCUACUAAGACUGCCAUCGAUGACCUGGCCAACGAGGGGGUGGAUGCCGGUGACAAGAGGAUGCAGGCGUUGCAGAUCACCCGGACUGCUGUAAACUACAGUCUAGUUGGAUGGCGUGUUGGCCGCAACCGUGUGUUGUGCGGUGAGCAGGACGGGCUGGCCUUUGAGGACGAACAGGGCAAGAACGGCAAGGAGACAAAGCGCCGCGGAGGCAACGGGAAGAAACUAAACCAACUCCGCGAGCGCAUGGUGCUGUACGACUCCACGUUACAAAGUCUCGACUUUAUUCUCGAGCUGCCGGGUGUGGCGGCCGACUCGGCCUUUGUUCAGGAUCUCGAGGCGAAGCGGCGUUAUUUUCGGGCUCUUAGAUGUCUGGCCCUGGGACGGUCGCAUGGCCUUUUGAGCAAGCCCAAAGAGGCCCUCGCCCUCUUUGCUCAGGCCUUUGAUCUUGCCGACUCCGCAAACUCUCAGGCCUCCGCCAUUGUGGAGGGCCCUCCCCAACUGGAUGUUUCCCGUGCCCAGGUGAAUGCCUUGGCUUCUACACUCCGCGGACUGGUUGCUCAGUAUCGCGGCCUGGUCACUCUGGAACGAUUGGAGUCCGACUCCGGCUCCACCCAGCAGCGACCCGUCGUUGAACGUCUGCAACAAUACCAAGCGGGAACAAAUCUCAGCAACCUGGUGCCAUACCCGCCGCAGAUGCAGCCGGUCCCCGUGAAGCCGCUCUUCCUGGAUGUGGCUUGGAACUACAUCGACUACCCACAUCUUGCAGGAGAGCAGGCUUCGGCUGCGGGUGCGGCUGCGGCGCCCGAGGAGAGGAAGGGUCGUGGCUGGUUCGGCUUUGGACGGUCAUAG
This is a messenger RNA of Penicillium cinerascens, 1803 nucleotides long. Its product is annotated as signal recognition particle subunit SRP68. Gene Ontology annotation, cellular component: signal recognition particle, endoplasmic reticulum targeting. The record is from RefSeq and is a predicted model, not a curated record. The coding region runs from base 1 to 1803 and encodes 600 amino acids. Lineage: Eukaryota; Fungi; Ascomycota; Eurotiomycetes; Eurotiales; Aspergillaceae. Gene Ontology annotation, molecular function: endoplasmic reticulum signal sequence receptor activity; signal recognition particle binding; 7S RNA binding. Gene Ontology annotation, biological process: SRP-dependent cotranslational protein targeting to membrane. The transcript has 3 exons.